ACAGCUAUAGUUGUCAAAAAACAGCUUUGGAAAAUUGUGACUUGUGUUCAGAGGUGCCUCAUGCGUCCAUUCAGACCUUCAUUCUGUCCUCAUUAUGCAAAGAACCGGAUGAUGUUUGAGCAGCUCAUACCAGUCCUGCAGUCAGCAUGAGCACCAGCACUCAAAUACACCAGCAAACCGAUCCAGCCAAAAACCAACUUGGAAACAGUUCUGACUGCGCAUCUCUGGGGCCCAUGACAGAUCCUUUGGAGCAGGCCGUGGAAGAUGGACCAUCAGAGAAAAAGAGUGUUGAUGAGCUUCUGGUAGGUGCAGAGUUGGCUCCAGCCCAAUCCCUAUGGACUACAGAGGCCAGCGGAUCUGUUCAGCUGAGAAUGGAUGAACUCUGUCCAGAACAGCCUAUUACAGUGCAUCAAAUGUUUAUCGCCUCCAUUCAGAAGUAUGGGAAUCUGCCUGCUCUGGCAACCAAAAGAGGAAACAAAUGGGAAAAUGUUUCAUUUUCUGAAUAUUAUCAGCGCUGUCGAAUGGCUGCCAAAGGCUUUCUGAAGCUUGGUUUGGAACGGUUCCACAGUGUAGCUAUCCUGGGAUUCAAUUCAGCAGAGUGGUUUAUCUCGGCAGUUGGAGCCAUCUUUGCAGGGGGUAUAAUGACAGGUAUCUAUGCCACAAACUCACCGGAUGCCUGCUGCUAUGUUGCAAGAGACUCAAGAGCCAAUAUCAUUGUUGUGGAAAAUCAAAAGCAGCUGGAUAAGAUUUUGCAGGUACAGGAUGAACUGCCCCAUUUUAAAGCCAUAGUACAGUAUUCUGGAUCUAUACGGGACAAGUUGCCCAAUCUCUAUUCAUGGGAGGAGUUCAUGAAACUAGGUCUGGAAGUUUCUGACCAUGAACUAGACAACAUCAUCAAUAGCCAGAGAGCCAAUCAGUGCUGCAUACUUAUUUACACCUCUGGAACUACUGGCACCCCGAAAGGAGUGAUGCUCAGCCAUGAUAACAUCACAUGGACAGCCCUCCAUGCAAGCAGGGCUGGAGACAUGCAGCCAGCUGAGACUUGGCAAGAGUCUCUGGUCAGUUACCUUCCUCUCAGCCAUAUUGCUGCCCAGAUUUAUGAUCUAUGGACAGGGAUCCAGUGGGGGGAGCUAGUUCACUUUGCUCAGCCAGAUGCUCUUAAGGGGAGUUUGAUAGACACCCUAAGAGAGGUGACCCCCUCGUCCCACAUGGGCGUUCCACGUGUUUGGGAGAAAAUUAUGGAAAAGAUCAAGGAAGAAAUUUCACGGUGUGGAUACAUGAAGAGGAAACUGGUGACAUGGGCCAUGUCUGUUAGCCUGGAGGCUAAUCAAAGGCUUACAAACGACGAGGAGAAGUCAUUCCUCUUUACUCUUGCGGACAGUUUGGUCCUGCAGAAGCUUCGUGCAGAACUGGGCUUCUCAUGCUGUGAGAAGUUCUUCACAGGAGCAGCACCUAUUGAGAGCAAAACCCUUCAGUUCUUCCUUGGUCUUAAUAUACGGCUGUAUGAGGCCUAUGGGAUGAGUGAAAGCACAGGACCACACUUUAUGUCUUGUUCAAAAGCAUAUCGAUUUCUUAGUUGUGGUAAGGUGGUUCCAGGCUGCAGAUAUAAACUGGCAAACAUAGGUGCUGACGGCAUUGGAGAGGUGUGCUUCUGGGGCCGUAAUGUCUUCAUGGGCUUCCUAAACUUGGAGAAUAAAACAAAAGAGGCUUUGGAUGAAGAUGGGUGGCUUCACUCUGGAGACUUGGGAAAGGUAGAUGAAGAUGGAUUUCUUUAUAUCACAGGAAGGAUAAAAGAACUCAUUAUCACUGCUGGAGGAGAGAAUAUCCCCCCUCUUCCCAUUGAAAAUGCAGUGAAAGAAGAACUGCCGAUCAUCAGCAAUGCCAUGCUCAUAGGAGACAAGAGGAAAUUUCUUUCCUUGCUGUUAACGAUAAAGUGCACAACUAAUCAAGAGACAAUGGAGCCCACUGAUGUUCUUAGCUUAGAGGCUGUGGAAUACUGUCAGCGGCUCGGUAGCCAGGCCACGAAAGUGUCAGACAUCAUGGGAGGAAAAGACAAGCUGGUGUACCAGUCUAUUGAUGAGGGAAUUGCACGGGUCAACUCAAGAGCAAUGUCAAAUGCCCAGCGCAUUCAAAAAUGGAUUAUAUUAGGGAAGGAUUUCUCAAUUGUUGGAGGAGAACUAGGACCUACACUGAAGUUACGCCGCUCAGUGGUGCUGCAGAUGUAUAACAGUGAAAUAGAGAGUUUUUACAGAGAAUAGAAGGUAUCCAAACCUAUUACAUCUCUAUUAUAUAAAAGAUACUGCUGAUGUUGACCUUUUUAACAAGAGUGAUAUUAUAGCAACCAUCCUUUAUAUGCUUUUCCAUCUAAUACUACUAAGUGCCUUAUAUUUUUAACUGCUAUCACAAAACAUACCAUAAAAUCAGACAGUUAUUGCGUUUUAAAAUGGUAGUUGGAUGUUAUAUGAUGUGUAAUAUUUCUGUAUGUUUUCAAGGA
Xyrauchen texanus (razorback sucker) is the source of this 2494-nucleotide messenger RNA. RefSeq names its product long-chain-fatty-acid--CoA ligase ACSBG1-like. The record is from RefSeq and is a predicted model, not a curated record. Gene Ontology annotation, molecular function: long-chain fatty acid-CoA ligase activity. The coding region runs from base 147 to 2258 and encodes 703 amino acids. Gene Ontology annotation, cellular component: endoplasmic reticulum; membrane. Lineage: Eukaryota; Metazoa; Chordata; Actinopteri; Cypriniformes; Catostomidae. The transcript is spliced from 14 exons.